AUGCCUCGAAACUGGGAACGGUUGCCACUUUAUAACAAAUCAUACCCACCUCUUCUAUUCAGCUAUGAACCAAGCCCCAGUGGAUAUGAAGUCUUUCUAACCGACCUGGCUCAUAUUUGGUCGGAGAACUUGAGCCAUAAACAAAUUAUCAACCGUGCCUCAAAAGACGAGACAAGCAUUGACCCUAGCCAAGAUGGGGAGCAAUAUUCAGUGUUGCUCCAGAAGAUCGGUGAUGCGCUGCAUGGAUCUAAAGGCACGGCAAUGUGUCUUGCUGGUAACAGCACUGGGUCCAGUUUCAAACUAGUUACAACUACAAAGUUACCAAAACCAUUGGAGCCCUUAGAGUGGGCGUUAAACUUGUCCCGAAGCUCUCCGUCUGUGCUAACACAACAUUUGUUGUUACCAGCUUUACAGAAUGGGCUCAGGAACGAAGAUCGUCAGAAUUCUCUCUAUGAACUUCUAAAAGAGAAAGAUAAAAUAAUUGGAAAGCUUCUUGACAAGAUAGAAUCCUCGGGUAUUGAUUUGAGCACUGUCUUUCCUAAUAUGGCCAACAUACGAUUAGGCCAAAAGAGAGACUCACUGUUUUCACAAGCCUCGAAACUAGUCAAAGGAGUGAGUCCCUUCGACAAAACUUCCUGGGAAAAUUUGCACUUGGAUCGUGGCCCAAGUAACUUUGGAUUAAAUUCUUUGGGGAAAUGUUUGUAUGACGAGGACCUAUUUGAACCACGCAAUAUAGAGCGUAUAGAAAACGAAUGGUGGAAUCAUCCUACAUCAUCAUCAUCAUGUGCCGCUCAACAUACCGAGAAGAAGGCUCCACACGACGAUAUCGAAAGAGGUACAGAGAAGGGCACUAUGGAAAGUGAAGAUGAAUUUCAAAAUUCAUACGACUCAACUACGUCUGACGCAUCAGAAGCGCCCUCGCAUCCGAGAGAAAAACCAAAGGCACUUGGUACUAUUGGUGGGAAAAAGCCAAAAAUGCCUUUGAACCAAGAAGAACCUAGUCUAGCGGUGUUUGAAGAAAAGGCCGCCCUUAAACCCCACACACUGUCUAACGAAGACGAUCAGCCUACGGCCUCAGAGAUUGAGAGUGAUAGUAGUGAUGGCGAUGACGGUAAUAAUGAAGCUAGCAAACAAAAGAGACAGAAUCUACCCCAACAAAAACCUGCGGAUGUUCAAGGCGACAAUACACGAACCCAGCAAGCACAAAACCACAGACAGGCAGCCUUACGUACACGCGGUGGGCUCGGGCAAAUUGGUGGUAAAAAACAGAAAGAUAUAUCGGGCCACAAAGUGCAUGGGAAAGAAUCUAUCCCCGCAGCAAGCUCUGGAAACACAACGGAUGAUGCUGAAGAAAAUGAAAAUGAAGACGAAAAUAGGAAUCAAGCGAACAAUAGAAGCAAACAACGGGAACCAAAUUUGUCACCUGGACGUCAUGAGCAAUCAGUGGCAGCCCCUAAGCCACACAAACGAAGCGGUAAACUUGGUACAAUUGGUGGAGCGAAAGAUUCUCAGAAAUCAGCCAAGACCCAAGAAAGAAAUGUAUCCUCUAGCACUGCGUUUUUUCAUGGUUCUGAAGGCGGUAGUGAUCAUGGAGCUGGUAAAGUGAUGAAUGAAGGACAAGAAUCAACAAAACCAACCCUUCCAUUGCCAGCUAGUUCUAGGUCUACAGGCCAACAGGAUGAGGAGCAGAAGUCAGACAAAGAGGAAUCUCCAGAAGAAAAGGCAGAUAGGAAACGACAGGAAUUACGGCGUCAGUUGGAGAUGGGAGAUAAGGGCCAGAGUAAACCCGCAAAGAAAAAGAGAAAGUUCUAG
Molecule: messenger RNA, 1812 nt
Organism: Microsporum canis CBS 113480
Lineage: Eukaryota; Fungi; Ascomycota; Eurotiomycetes; Onygenales; Arthrodermataceae
Exons: 2
Coding region: 1-1812 (603 amino acids)
Biological process (GO): double-strand break repair via nonhomologous end joining
Cellular component (GO): DNA ligase IV complex; nucleus
Molecular function (GO): DNA end binding
Source: RefSeq, a predicted model, not a curated record